Puccinia triticina is the source of this 888-nucleotide messenger RNA. RefSeq lists its product as uncharacterized. Lineage: Eukaryota; Fungi; Basidiomycota; Pucciniomycetes; Pucciniales; Pucciniaceae. The coding region runs from base 1 to 888 and encodes 295 amino acids. The transcript has a single exon. Gene Ontology annotation, molecular function: protein serine/threonine kinase activity; ATP binding. Gene Ontology annotation, biological process: protein phosphorylation. The record is from RefSeq and is a predicted model, not a curated record. Gene Ontology annotation, cellular component: EKC/KEOPS complex; nucleus; cytosol.
AUGGACAAUGUACAAACACCCGAAGGACCCCCCGCCCCCCGAUCCACCCGAACCGCUCCCUGCUCCGGGGUGUUUGCUGGGUUUCGUCUUGCCCAAAAUUCACCACCAAAGCAAGACGACGACAUCCAGAUCAACAACAUGAAGCCUGCUGACUUCCAUAAGCUACUCGAAUCCUCGUCGCUGAUCAAACAGGGAGCCGAAGCCAAAGUAUACACAGUCGAGCUCGUCAAAGCAACCGAAGGCCGCGCGGCGAUCACGGUUCUACUGAAGUACCGGUUCCCGAAGACCUACCGACAUCCGAGCCUAGACAGCCAACUAACGAAGAACAGACUGACGUUCGAAGCCCGAUCCUUGACGCGCGCGCUGAAGACAGGCGUCCGGGUGCCGGUUCUGAAAGGGCUCGACCUGGAGCAAGGCUGGCUGAUGCUCGAAUGGAUCGAGGGGAUCAGUCUUCGGGAAUGGCUCCACGUCCACCAACAGCACGCGCAAUCGCGGGAGGAAAUGAACGGUCUGUUGGCCGACGUCGGCGCGCAGAUCGCCAAGCUACAUUCCGCCGACAUCAUCCACGGCGACCUGACGACCUCGAACAUGAUGCUGCGGAAGGCCAAGACGGACACUGCUGGCCAAGAGGUGGUGAUGAUCGACUUCGGCCUCUCCUCGGUAACCGCGUUGGUCGAAGACAAGGCCGUCGAUCUUUACGUACUCGAACGCGCCUUCCUCUCCACCCACUCCGACCCAAACAACACUCUCCUCAAACACUCCUCCCCCCUCUUCGAGAUCGUCCUCCAGGCUUAUGCUAGCUGCUUGCCACAACACGUUUGGAAGGCCGUCCAAGCACGGCUGGCUAACGUCCGCAUGCGUGGUCGAAAACGCAGCAUGGUCGGCUGA